This is a messenger RNA of Danio aesculapii, 990 nucleotides long. Its product is annotated as natural killer cell receptor 2B4-like. The record is from RefSeq and is a predicted model, not a curated record. NCBI's taxonomy places the organism in Eukaryota, Metazoa, Chordata, Actinopteri, Cypriniformes, Danionidae. The transcript is spliced from 4 exons. The coding region runs from base 1 to 990 and encodes 329 amino acids.
AUGAAGCACACAAUUUGCUAUUUGGUAGAAAGCCCCAAUGGAGAUGAAAAGAGAGCGUGUGCCCCGACGGGCAGAGGAGAGAGAGCGUGCCCCAAUGGGCAGAGGAGAGAAUGCCCCGACGGGCAGAGGAGAAAGAGCUUGCCCCGAUGGGCAGAGGAUAUUGAGAGCGUGCCCCGAUGGGCCGAAUCGAUUGAGAGCGUGCCUCGAUGGGCCAAAGAGAUUGAGAGCAUGCUCCGAUGGGCCGACGAGAUUGAGAAUGUGUUUGGUGUUGAAGUGAAGUCUGUGUCGGCGACUGAAGGAGACUCUGUCUUUCUACACAUCAGUGUUACAGAAGAACAGAGAACUGAUGAGAUCGAGUGGCGGUUUGGAAAUGAUAUUCUGAUAGCUAAACUCAACAGAAUGAAUAAUAUGAGCAGAUUCUAUAAUGAUAGUGCUGGCGGGAGAUUCAGAGGGCGACUGAAGCUGGACAAUCAAACUGGAUCUCUGACCAUCACAAACAGCAGAAUCUCAGACUCUGGACUUUAUAAAGUAACCAACAUAAACAGCAAACCACUCUUCACAUUCACCUUUACUGUCUAUGUCCCUCUGCCUGAUACUGUUAUCAGCAGAGACUCCUCAAACAAUAAAAAAACAUCAUCAGGAACAGCGAGCCAUGAUUGUUCAGUGGUGUGUUCAGUGGUGCAUGUGAGUGCUGUGAGUCUCUCCUGGUACAAAGGAAACCAUUUAUUGUCCAGCAUCAGUGUGUCUGAUCUCAACACGAGCAUCUCUUUGCAUCUGGAGUGUCUGGAUGAUUCCUACAGCUGUGAAGUGAAGAAUCCCAUCAGCAACCAGACUCAACAGCUCAACAACACUGAUCUCUGUCAGCCAUGUCCAGAACGAGUCCACUGCUGUGGUUUUACUGAAAUGUUGAUCCGAUUGGUUCUCUCUGCUCUGGUGGGUGUGGCUAUUGUCACUUUGCUGAUUUAUGAUUUCAGAUCCAGACAUCUUUGA